CAUAAAUGAGGAAUUAGAGACCUUCAGUCUGCUAAGCGCUUAUAAUAAGCUAGUUUUGUCGCUAGUUUUGACGCUAGUUUUUUGUAACGGUGUAUGCUAGUAGUCAAGUAACUGUCGUCUAUCAAUGAGGUUAAAUUUAAUUUUGUUAAAAGUGAAACGGUGAAAAUAAUUUUAAAAAACCAUGUCAACCGCAAGUUCACAUCCAUAUAGUAAUCUCAGUUUAACGACCGAUCCCCUUGCUACAUUAAUGAAGCCUGAUAUUAUUUCAAUGUCAAAAAAUAGCCAAGUUAUAAACGGUGGCGGUGGUGAUUUAACAUCAUCAUCUUCUACCACAUCAUUAAAUCGUACAAAUCCCUCCAUAAAUUCACUGAAUGUUAGUAGUCAUACAUUGGAUAAAGUAAAAGUUGCGAAAGUUACAUUGGAAUAUUACUACGACAAUUUAAUUGUUCAAUAUCGAGAACGUCAAAAUAGGUACAAAAUUUUAGAGUCAAUGAUGGAAAGUGAAGGCUUAACAGAAGAACAAAAACAAAUCAAACGUACACAACAUGCUCUCAAAGAAAGUGAAUUUCUCCGACUUAAACGAGCACGACUCACAGUUGAUGAUUUUCUACCUCUUAAAAUAAUUGGUAAAGGAGCAUUUGGUGAAGUAAGAUUAGUUCAAAAACAAGACAAUGGCUAUAUUUAUGCUAUGAAGAUUUUGCAUAAAGCAGAUAUGCUACAAAAGGAUCAAGUUGCUCAUGUAAGAGCUGAACGUGAUAUUCUAGUCAAAGCUGAUAAUCCUUGGGUUGUGAAAAUGUUUUAUUCAUUUCAAGAUUCAGUCAAUCUGUAUUUAGUUAUGGAAUUCCUUCCAGGUGGUGAUAUGAUGACACUGUUGAUGAAACGAGAUACAUUGACAGAAUCUCAAACACAAUUUUAUAUAGCAGAAACCGUUCUAGCAAUAGAUUCAAUACAUAAAAUGGGUUUUAUUCAUCGUGAUAUUAAACCUGACAAUUUAUUACUGGAUGCAAAGGGUCAUAUUAAAUUGAGUGAUUUUGGCUUAUGUACAGGUUUGAAAAAAGCUCAUCGAACAGAUUUCUACAAAGAUUUAUCUCAAGCUAAACCAAGUGAUUUUUCCUCUGGUCGUGCAGACUCCAGGAGAAGAGCAGAAGGUUGGAAUAAAAAACGACGAAGAUUAGCUUAUUCUACUGUUGGAACACCGGAUUAUAUUGCACCUGAAGUAUUUCAGCAUCAUGGUUAUACAAAUUCUUGUGAUUGGUGGUCACUUGGUGUUAUUAUGUAUGAAAUGCUGAUAGGCUACCCACCGUUUUGUUCAGCUACACCACAAGAAACGUAUAAGAAAAUUAUGAGUUGGAAAGAGGCAUUAUUUUUUCCACCUGAAAUGCCCAUUAGUAAUCAUUCAAGAAACUUAAUACAAUCUUUAUGUUGUGGGGCAGAAACACGUUUAUCAAGUAUUGAAGAUAUACGAAAACAACCAUUUUUUCAUGCAGUUGACUGGGAGCAUAUACGUGAACGACCUGCAGCGAUUCCAGUGAAUAUACGUUCAAUUGAUGAUACUAGUAAUUUUGAUGAAUUCCCCAAUGCUGAUUUAAGUUGGCCUAAUGUUACAGAUCCUAUGAAAACCUAUCAGAAAAAUUUAGCUUUUAUAAAUUAUACUUAUAAGGCAUUUGAUGGUUGGACAAAUAACGACCGAAUAUUAGAUCGUCAAUUAUAUCAACAACAAAAAAUUCAACGUCAUCAAACUGCCUUAUCAUCUAGAAGUAGCAUACUGUCCGAUUUAACUGGAAUAAAGAAUAAAUCUUCAACAUAAUGAAUUAAUUCUUUAUUGAUUACACAUUAAAUUACCUAUUUCCACCUCCGUUCCCCUCGUCAUAUAUAUAUAUAUAUAUAUAUAU
Messenger RNA from Schistosoma margrebowiei, 1892 nucleotides. NCBI's taxonomy places the organism in Eukaryota, Metazoa, Platyhelminthes, Trematoda, Strigeidida, Schistosomatidae. The record is from the annotation of a GenBank genome assembly.